Ilex paraguariensis (yerba mate) is the source of this 458-nucleotide messenger RNA. NCBI's taxonomy places the organism in Eukaryota, Viridiplantae, Streptophyta, Magnoliopsida, Aquifoliales, Aquifoliaceae. The record is from the annotation of a GenBank genome assembly.
AGGAGUCGGACCCGACCCAUCAGAGAGGUCGUGGGUUUGGAUAUAUCUCUGGCAUCCUGGCCCGGAUCGUUGGAGGUAGUGGGCUUGGAUAUAUCUCUGGCAGCCUGGCCCGGCUCAUUGUAUCUGGACUGGAUAUCCAAAACUUCUCGGGUCUUUCUCUCUCGAAACCAUUUCAACUAACAGAGUUCCCGAUUGAAUCGAACAAGAUGGAGAAUUCAAGCAUCGUGUCAUACGAGACGCUGGAUGGCUUGGUGAAAUGGUUGGGCACGAGCGUGGCCUCUGCAUUCUUCGCUUCACUCGAACGUUUCUCGUGCGUCAACGUAACAACCUCCGACACCGACGACGAGGACGAUGAAGAGGCCAAAGUUCGCCCUCUCAUGCUCACCAAUCUUCAAGCGCCAAUCGAUAGCCCCACAACUGCGAACUAUCCUACCUCCGUCGAUAACCUCCCUGUCUGA